CGACUACCGGGCUUCCGCGAGCUCCUAGAGAGUCCUCGAGGGGGGGUGUCCAACCCCUUGCGGCGCAACUGAAUAAAACAGGAAGAGGGUCUCGCUCCCCAAGCAACCAAUCAGCUUUCAGGAUUCAUGCCAUCGUGAAAAAACUCCCUUUUCGGAUUAGAAAUGCUUGAUUAAGGAGUGGAAGUGAAAAGGGUGGAUGUUGAUAAGUCAUGUCGCAGCAACGAGUCCUAACCCAAAGUAAAGAAACUCUCCUCCAGUCCUACAACAAGCGGCUGAAAGAUGAUGUCAAAUCCAUCAUGGACAACUUUACAGAAAUAAUCAAGUCUGCAAAAAUCGAAGAAGAAACCCAAGUGUCUCGCGCUACCCAAGGCGAACAGGAUAACUACGAGAUGCACGUCCGAGCGGCAAAUAUUGUCCGAGCUGGCGAGUCCUUAAUGAAGCUGGUGUCCGAUCUGAAGCAGUUCUUAAUCCUUAAUGACUUUCUCGUCAACGAAGCCAUCAACCAGCGCAAUCAGCAAUUGCGGGCUCUGCAGGAGGAAUGCGACAGAAAACUCAUCGCCCUGCGGGACGAAAUCUCCAUCGACCUCUACGAACUGGAAGAGGAGUAUUACUCUUCCAGGUACAAAUAAAUCCACGGAGAAAUCUGGGGUAAUCAGACUGUGGCCUCUUUUUGGGUUGCAUUCUGAAACUUUUUAAAACUCUUGGUUUGUUUUGUUUUUUUUAAACCCGUGCUUAAUAUUAAAUAUUUCCGGGGCUGGUUCUGUCCAUCCUCAAAACCGUCAAGCCACUCCUAUUUCCUUGCUUGCAAUUCCGUGCAACUUUUAAGAAGGAAAAUUGCCCCAAGACAAUCUUGCUAGUUUGGGAUUUAAAUGUGGUUUGGUAGGAGUUUUUUUGCCCCAACCUUGGUCUGCAAUCGCCGGGAUCUUAAUUUAAGAGUUCGAUGAUGUUCUUAGUUUUUUUUUUUUAAUCGUAUAUCUUUAAUAAUAUAUGCCAAUCCCCUAAUGAUUGCUGCAGCUUUAUUAUAAAUAAAACUCUGGUAGGAUAAAAAAAAU
This is a messenger RNA of Thamnophis elegans (Western terrestrial garter snake), 1052 nucleotides long. Its product is annotated as mediator of RNA polymerase II transcription subunit 22-like. Gene Ontology annotation, molecular function: transcription coregulator activity. NCBI's taxonomy places the organism in Eukaryota, Metazoa, Chordata, Lepidosauria, Squamata, Natricidae. Gene Ontology annotation, biological process: regulation of transcription by RNA polymerase II. Gene Ontology annotation, cellular component: mediator complex. The record is from RefSeq and is a predicted model, not a curated record.